Molecule: messenger RNA, 1239 nt
Organism: Lycium barbarum (goji berry)
Lineage: Eukaryota; Viridiplantae; Streptophyta; Magnoliopsida; Solanales; Solanaceae
Product: ENHANCER OF AG-4 protein 2-like
Exons: 8
Coding region: 161-943 (260 amino acids)
Source: RefSeq, a predicted model, not a curated record
AUAAAACACCCAAAUCAAGAAUUAAAUUUAUUUUGGCUCUGGCACAAGACACUUCGUCUUCAUUGACGAAGGUCGAAAAGUAAUUAAAAGUGUUUCAUAAAUUCAUUGUUUCUCUUAAUCAUCAUCAUUAUUCAUCAGUAAUUCAAGAUUUGUUUUAAAAAUGGCGUCACAACAAGCGUUCAUUGCUAAGGCGGAGAAUCGUAAAUUUUUUCAAAACUUAUGGCGCACUGAUCUUAUGAGCACCAUUAAAGCCGAUCCAAAAUAUUGGUGUUUCGCGCUUUGGUGUGGACCAUGUUCAUCCUAUGUGCUAAGGAAACGAGCUCUAUAUGGUGAUAUGACAAGGUAUAAGUGCUGUGCUGGUUAUAUGCCUUGCAGUGGUAGGUGUGGAGAAAGUAAAUGCCCUGAAUUUUGCCUAGCAACUGAGGUUUGUUGUUGCUUUGGAAAUUCAGUGGGCUCAACUCGCUUCCUGCUGCAAGAUGAACUCAACAUAAGAACAACAAAAUGUGAUAAUUGCAUUAUUGGCUUCAUGUUAGUCCUCGGGUAUCUUGCUUGUCUGUGUAGAAUUUUGGCCCUAGUUACUGGAGACGAUGAAAUUGAGGAUGCUGCUCAUAUUUUAACAUGCAUGUCAGACACGGUCUACUACACGGUUUGUGCUUGUAUGCAGACACAACACAAGAUUGAAUUGGACAAAAGAGAUGGCAUGUUUGGUCCCUCACCAAUGACAAUACCACCCAUGCAGCAGAUGUCGCGGCUUGAUCAGCCUUACGGGCCCACUGUUGGAUAUCCUCCGGCCUACGGGGCCUCACCUUACGGUCAACCACAGCCUCCUCCUCAUCAAGGUUAUCCAGCACCAGCUCCUGGCUUCCCACCACCCUCGGCCUCAGCUUAUCCUCCUCCUGGAGCUUAUCCGCCACCACAACAACCACCUGGAUACUGGAGGUGAUUAUUUUGAAGAAUUAUUAUGUCGUUUCACAUUAAUGAAGCGCGAAAUGAAUUGUCUCUACGAUCGGAUGGAGCAUGCAAUUAUAUAGACCAGAAAUUGAGUAGCAACCAUAUUUUUGCUUGUCCUGAGGUUGUCUAUGUAGAUUUCUCUGUCUCAUGAAAAUAUAUGUAGUAGGCUUUUGUGAUUAACAUAACAUUCUUGUAUAUCCUAGAGCUGAGUUAUUUUUUGGUAUUUGGAUAUUACAUUCGUUGUGACAAUAUGUAAUAUGCUAAUCGAACUGAAAUUUUCCUUUAGAA